This is a messenger RNA of Aaosphaeria arxii CBS 175.79, 2781 nucleotides long. RefSeq lists its product as uncharacterized. The record is from RefSeq and is a predicted model, not a curated record. Bases 1 to 2781 code for a protein of 926 amino acids. Gene Ontology annotation, cellular component: nucleus. The transcript has 2 exons. NCBI's taxonomy places the organism in Eukaryota, Fungi, Ascomycota, Dothideomycetes, Pleosporales. Gene Ontology annotation, biological process: regulation of DNA-templated transcription; DNA-templated transcription. Gene Ontology annotation, molecular function: DNA binding; zinc ion binding; DNA-binding transcription factor activity, RNA polymerase II-specific.
AUGAACCGCCAGCCCAAUCUUCCUUCACGGCCGGCUCCUUCUCAGCCGUUCGCUACUUACAGUCCGUACCAGAAGCCAGACGCCGCUCCACCACGGCCUGAGAUCAUACCUCCGACCCAACAUCAUCGACCCCGGGAUACUGACCCAUCACCCAACAAUGCACAGCAGCUACCAAGCCUUCGAACUCUUCUGGAACCAGAGCUGUUGGAUAAUAAGUUCCAUGAUCUUCCAUCACGAUCAGGUGGCGCUGCCUUUCUAGCUCAGGGUACCUCGGAGCGGUACGGUUCUAAUAGCCCAACCCUGAAAAGGCGGCAUGAUUUCGACGGUUACAGCCCUGAAAAAGUAGAGAACAAUGCUAUUACAUCGCGAAUACCACAAGUGAACCGCUACGGCCCCACCAACCUUCUUGGAGAAAGCCAAUCUCUAUCAUAUCCGGCACAAUCGUCCACACCUCACUCAUAUCAAUCGGAAUUCCCGCGCCAUGCAAGCAUUGCAAGAGCAACGCACAUGGAUCCUGCCGGUAAGAUUCAUCAAAAACCAUCAACAGUGUCGACAAUGAGCGCAUUAUCUAACCCGAUAGGCGGUUUCGCAGGGCAGCCACAACAUGACGAUCCAAUGGACAUGAUCAGACCAGUCAGGCGACGAACCGAUGUGUCCUCUCGUGCUCCUAUACGAUCGUCACGUUGUGUAGGGCAACGAGAGGUACCUGGCGAGGGCCGCUGUUACAUAUACGAGGAUGGCUCAUAUUGUCGCGCUGUUAUAGAUGGGGAACCGGUCAAUCCAUCCUGGGGCAUUACAAAGGCAGGGAAACCACGGAAGAGGCUCGCUCAGGCGUGCCUGACGUGUAGAGAAAAGAAGAUCAAGUGCGAGCCGGGUUACCCAAAGUGUCAUCAAUGCGCCAAAUCACAGAGAGCUUGUAGAGGUGGCCUCAAUCAGGCUGGCAUGAGCAAUGCUUCGGGAGAAACAUCACCGUCAUCGUCAUCGGCACUAUUUAAGAACCCAUCGACAGAACUAGUCAGUCCUGUGGCCGGCCCCGACAAACCAAAAGCUCUAGAAGAGCACCGUGAUCCUUCCAGAACUGUCGAAGCUUGGAACGCUGGUUCUCCGUUCAAGCAUCGAAACUUUCGCCCUACUUCGGUCGCUACCUCAAGAGAUAUGUCGGUGCACUCCGUUGAUUCGGAUUGGAGCGGCUCCAUGAAUGCCAUGGAUCCAGACGACCCCAGACGUGGUUCACACCAGGAUCAUCUAGCUGUCCAAUGGGAACAGGAUCCAUAUGAAACAGAUGCCCGUUUGACAAUGCACCUUCUGGAUCUCUACUUUCUCCAUGCGGGACGCGCAACAUAUGGAAUGUUCCCUAGGAAACCAUUCUCGACAUGGGUCGAGACUAACCGCGAGAAAACCCAGGACCACCUGAUGCUGCUGUACUCCGUACUUGCCAUGGGUUCCAUCUUCUCGAAUGACCUCGACAAACGAACCCUUGGCAAACGCUUCGCAGCUAUUGCUGCUUAUGGGACCGAAAAACGAUUUGGGAAGUUCACCUUGCAACUUUGCCAGAGUAGAUUGAUGCUUGCGCUCUAUAAUUUUGCCCGGGGAAAGUCUCAGGAAGCAUGGGAUUUCUGUGGUGCUGGCUUGCGUGCUAUCAGUGCUUUAAAACUCAACACCGAAGAAGGGAUCCAAGAAGUACCGGAUUUGUCCCCUGAACUGGACUACGGAUUCGACCGCCGUACUUUGGAAGAGUGUUGCCGUCGCACCUUCUGGUCCGGGUUCUUGAUGGAUGUAAGUUCCACCGCGUUUACGGCGACCACCACCCUUGACCUAAUGCACCAACAGCGCUACAACGGCUUUUGUGGCGGCACACUCUGUGUUAUCAACAUCGAGGAUACUUUCCUUCGGCUUCCGUGCCUCGAGACCCUUUAUGAAGCCUCCAAUCCUUGUGAUACACCGUUCUUCGACUUUGAGCUUUUGAGUCGCCAAGCUCCUCCUGGUCCACCUCUUGGGGAUAUGGCGUACCUCACUCUUAUCUCAGCAAUCUGGGGGGACGUGUUGACAUUUACUAGUCGUGCAGUGCGUCGGCCGGAUAAUGGUUAUGAACGGCUUUACGAAUCUUUUUAUUCGACGACAUACGAGAGGCUGGAGACGUGGCAGGGCAUCUUACCGGCGAACCUUCGUUACUCCGCGCAAAAUCUCGACAGCAGUAUCGUGGAAGGCUAUGCUGGAACAUUCAUUUCUCUACACGCGCUUUACCACACUACCAUCAUCCGACUCAAUCGCCAUGUCCGUCUAUGGGCUCUAUCAACGGACCAGGUCAGUCGAAACAUUGACCAGUCUUUUCGGAACGCAUCUCAUUUUCUAUCGAUCAUGCAUUCCUUGGCUCCAGUAAAUCGCCGUCAACGACUUCCGCCCAACUCAAGCUCUGAGUUCUUGUUUUCCACUCCCUUCCCAGGUUAUGCAUUGAUGCUUUCCGUCGACGUGCUUAGUGCGGCUGGCACGGUCUCAACCUUAAACGGUCUCAUCGAGACCGUAGAUACAACUCUCUCAUGCAUUGAAGAACUAGCAAACUUCUGGGCUUCGGCCCGUGCGCAGCAAAAGGCUAUUACUAAACGUCUUCAACAUUUGAUUGAAAUUGCGUCUACAGAAGAACAGGGCAUCAGAAACGGCAGUUUCGGACAAUACUGGAGAGUAAAGGACAGUCUUGAAACAGCUUUUGGCAAUGAUGACGUUAUGUACAAGGCUCGCGAUCCAGCUCUUUUUGAAGUAGUUGGAGGGUUGACCGGACACUAA